AUGUCGAAGAAUAAUGAACGGAAAUUCGAUACCAAUGACCGUCUUGGCAGCGCUGCGCACCUUCACUAUCGAGCUGUCACCUACGUCGUAAGAAAUAAAUCCCGGAAGCCUCCAUUCAUCAGGACCACUUGCCACAAGCAAAACGUAUCGAUGAGUCACAUCAAAGGUAAGAAGCUGCACCUCAUUGACUAAAUCCCUUUCACAACGUGCUCUGGACGACUCGUAGAUAGGCUGUUCGCUGCGGAGUGCCAUCUCUUGCAAUCCUAGAAGCAAUCUUGCGUGUUCGAGUUGUCGUGCUUGGGAUAUUUUCCGUUGAAGACUUUUGAGGUUGAGCAUGUACUAGAUCGCACUACUGUAGGCUCCACAGUUCGAAGUCGGACAAGUCAAGCGUGGACUAAAUGAGCCUCGUGGUACCGACGGCUGCGUAAAUUUUGAAUUUCUUUUCAGAGCAUGAAGAGUUCUGUGUUGAUUUACUGAGGGCCAGUCCUAACAAAGGACUUUCCUCUCGUUUUUCCUUUCCCUCGCCCAGUUUUUAUUGAGUUCUUCACUAAAAUCGGAAGCACAUUGCUGUAGUUUUUACUGUAAUGCCAUCCCAUAGUUCCACUCCUCGGAAAUGGAACAGAGUCUGGACGGUCUGCAGAUCCAUGCAGCAUGGAAGGUACAGCAA
Messenger RNA from Chondrus crispus (carragheen), 667 nucleotides. RefSeq lists its product as hypothetical. The record is from RefSeq and is a predicted model, not a curated record. The transcript is spliced from 2 exons. The coding region runs from base 1 to 192 and encodes 63 amino acids. NCBI's taxonomy places the organism in Eukaryota, Rhodophyta, Florideophyceae, Gigartinales, Gigartinaceae.